Messenger RNA from Rubroshorea leprosula, 2065 nucleotides. Lineage: Eukaryota; Viridiplantae; Streptophyta; Magnoliopsida; Malvales; Dipterocarpaceae. The record is from the annotation of a GenBank genome assembly.
GUAUUAAAAAGGAAAGAUUAUUAUUAUUGAAAAUAUAGUAGUGAAGACGCUUAUGGAAAGAUUACUAUUGAAAAUAUUAUUGAGUUUGGAUUUUUAAAGACCCAUUCGGCAUUUAUUUGAUAUUUAUUGAAAAUUUUUAAAGGCCCAUUAGUAUUUAUAUGGUAUUUAUUAAAAAUUUUAAAAGACUUAUUGUGUUUAUUCGAGAUUUAUUGGAGAAUUUAACAAUUUUUAUACAGUAAUAUAUUAAGAAAGAUUAGAUUGUUUUGGUAGGGAAAAUGAUCAAACAUCGAACCAAACCAGCCAUGAACACCCCUAAUUAUAAAUCCCAAAUGGUAAAACGACACUCUUUUAUGGGAAUGAUUAUUGCCAUAACUCAAAUUGUUAGAACCACCAAAUUUAGGACUUAAAUUCAGUAUUUAAUUAGGUGAACAAGGCUCCUCUGUUAGUCUUCUAACUUCAAUUGUUUUUCUUCUCUUUCAUUGUAUAUGCUAUCACCUCUUUCAUUGCCUUCCAUAUCAUGUUUCUUCGUUGUCCCUUUGGUAUCAAAACCCCAAAAAUAGUUUCUGUGUUGUUCCUUUUUCAACCUUCAUCAUAAACCCUAGAAUUCCUAUCUCAUGCUUUGAGCCCCUGAUUAUAGCAGUUUGCAGUGGGAUUUGGGUUCUGAAUCAAAUCAGAGAUCAUCUCAGACCCUUUCCCCAAAAGAGUAUCUUCAUCCCAAAGACUUUGAUCGGGGUCAAUUGACAUUUGAUUGCAGUAAUUUGAAGUUUCAUUUCAAGUCCAUAAUCCUCCCAACUCAUGUUGGCCUAUCAGAAAAGUGUAAAUCUCGGAGUUAGCCUAGGUGUCCUUCCCUUGGAAAUUUGGGCAACUGAAAAAGCUGGAUUGUGUAAAGGGAUACUGACGAUGUGGAUUCAUUCCUUGGUGUUCCAGGUUCUUUUUCCCUCUAUUUACCUGUUUCUGCAGAUGUUUAUGUGGUUUCAAUUUCAUAGAGGGAAAUCAUUUCUGAAGAGUUAUUUAUCAAUUAACCAUAAAUUAGUAGCAAUCAGGAUAUUAUUUCAUGAGCCUGGGGUAAUUUCCUUGAGUUAUGCUGUUAGAAUUGUUAGUAUUUUGUCUAAGAUGCUGUUGGGAAUAUUUCUAUUCAUUGAGAAAAUGUGUUUUUGCGAUUUUGGACAUUGUUUCUUCAUAUAUGAAGUAUGGAUGCAAAUGAAUUUGUAUGAUCUUUUGGGGGCAGAUGUAUGUAGGAGAACUGUCUUGUUUUAGAUUCUCAAUCCGAUAGCUCUUAUACUUAUGACUAGCUAGAUUGGGAAGAUUGUUUUGAAGGGCUACAUUGAUGAUUAUGGAUCCCUGGAGGAUAGUUUAAAAUAUGCGAUUGGCUAUUUUGCAAAGGAUUUUGGUGAUUUAGGUUGUUCUUUUCAGAAAAGAAAAAAUAUUUGUUAUAUGGUUACUUGUCUACUUGAUGAUGGCAUGAGAUUAAUGGUGGCAAGGAGUUGUUUUAGGGCAAUUUGGAGUGGGUGUCUCAGCUGGGAGAGCUAUGGGUGCAUGGCAGCAAGAUCUUUAUCUUUCCAUGUCAUCAUAUACUUACCCUGGUGGCCUUUCUUUUCCUCCACUUUUCGUUUUCGUCAUAAGCAGAAAUGGAUUCCUUGUAUGCUACUGCUCCACUGUGGUCUCUCUACCCCUGCUCAAUUUGGUUUUUUCCUCUGUUUCACUAGUAUGAGGUCUCUCCUCGGAGGUGCUGUGUUGCUUUGCACAACUAGCUAGUCUCAACUUCUUAGUUCCUCUCUAUGGUGCUGUAUUUCAGAUGACUAAAGGUGAAGUAGAUGAUAUGUUCUUCAAACAAAGCCAAUUAUUAGGAGUACGUACAGCUUCUGGUAGGAGCUCCCCCGUCCUCAUCUCCUUUUUGCAGGAUUUCAUCACGGUGUUUUGGUGUUUUGUUUUUGUUCCUGCUUUGUUCAAGUGCUAUUUUUCCCCUUCUGGUUCGUGUCCUUUGUCCAAGACUUUUGUAUGGAUCUUUUAUUUAGGCUAUAUAUAAGCAUGCUUGUUGGCCAAAAAAAAAAAAGUCUUAAGUUCA